This is a messenger RNA of Myotis daubentonii (Daubenton's bat), 4586 nucleotides long. RefSeq names its product pejvakin (gene PJVK). The record is from RefSeq and is a predicted model, not a curated record. Lineage: Eukaryota; Metazoa; Chordata; Mammalia; Chiroptera; Vespertilionidae. Gene Ontology annotation, biological process: programmed cell death. Gene Ontology annotation, cellular component: cytoplasm.
GGUCCCGCCUCCCAGCCCUGGCUCUGCUUCCGCGCGCACCCACCCACCUGGGGCCUCGGGCUUCUCGGCACCCUGUGCCCCGGCCUCUGGAGGCCUCAGUUCUGUGUCCUAGAAGGAGGCCGUUUCCUGCCGGGAGAGGCUUAUGGGACUGGCAAGUCUCACGGUCUGUGGGCCUGAAGCUCAGCCUUAUUUUGUUUUUUUUCAGGCGGGGUGAAGGAUGAGGACUGCGUCACUUUAAGCCAAAGAUUUCAAAAUUCCAAAGGCAAAAUUUAGAGAGAGCAUCCCUGGGCCUGGCCCAAGCUGGAGACUCCCGAGGGCUGCGGCGGGCUCUCCCCGGAGCCCUGCCCUAGGCGCUCGCGGGCACGUCCAGAGACCCCCCUCCUUCUCCCUUGCUCCGUGGGGCGUCAUUGUCUCACCGGCUUUUGUCGCGAGACAAAUGCUGGGCCUGCGGAUCCCAGCAAGGCCUGUUAGGUGUAAAGGGAGGCUUUUCUGUGGGUCGGAUUCUCAUUAAAUACUGUUCCUGCACACCUGUGGUGCCGGUCGUCAUGGCGUUUGCCUGGGAUGCACCGCCUUUGGCGUAGGGGUCAGACAGCGGCGUGAGACGCCCAGUCGCUUCUCUAGGGACCAGCUAGCCCCUUGCAGAAACGACUCCCUGUGGUUUCUUGGUGUUUUGGAAGAUUAUUCACACAAGGGGACAUUAUUAAAAACUGUUCUUUGGGGGGUUUGCACGUGAGCCCUGGAUAUUUGAAAGUAAAUGUUUAAAAAAAAAAAAAGUCCAGAAUCUAAUCAAAUUGAUUUAUAUUAUUGAGUCUUGAAUUAACCUAUUCUUCCUCCCCCUACCGCCUCUAUAUAUGUAUUGUACCUGUUACUAGCCACCUAACUAUGGCAAUACAAUACGUCAGCACUCAGAUUUGUUUCUAAAGUGUAUUUUUAGCCACAAAAUUCCUUUAAAAAACCAGCCAAAUCCUUAUGUAGCUCUCUUUAAAGGCUGAGUUACUGGAAUAAUGAUGAAACAAAAUAAAAAUAAAGACAGUAGGAUCCCCUUUCACAGAGAUGUCCAUGCGCCAGCUUCAGAGUAAGAAACCUACAUGUUUACACAGUUAUUUAUAUGUAAUGUGGUUGUCAUUCAGCAUUUUAUAAAGAUCUGCAUACAUUUGUUUCCUUAUAGUCUGUGACGCUUGAUAUUAAUCACUUGCUGUAAUCAUACAAGGACAAUGAAUGAAAUGCUGAAACAAUAAACUGUAUACCAUACGGAUUCAAAACAGUACUUUUCUGUUGCCAGGGUUGGCAUGAUGGACUUGUGGCAGAAUUCCCUUUGGACUAGGUACAGGGUAGCUGGUGUCCAGGCUAAUGUUAGUGCCUAAUUGCAUUGUUCCCGUAGGGCUGUUUCCCUCAAAACUGGCAAACUAUUAACCUUGACCCUCAUUAAGGACAUUGCUAGCAUUUUUAACUUAUGAGUUUUCUGUGUAUAUUUUAGUGCUAUAGACUGCAAUUCCAAAUUAGACUUACUUUUAGUAUAUCACUUUACACUGUUGAUCUAUAAUUCAUCACCUGCGCACACCAAGGGAGGCAGUGUUGUGAACUGUACACUGUAAACUACUUGGUGGAACCAUGCUUUGUAUUUUAAAGUGUAUAAUUAUAUUUAAAAUCAAGUAAGGCUUAGGUUUGUGCCUGAUUUUCUUUGCAAAUAUGGAUUUGUUAUCUGAGGGUUGCAGUUGAUGGAUAAUUGGAUACUAUAUUAAUAUGUUUGCGGCUGCUACCAAGAGCUUUGUCAAGCAAGUUGGAGAUGGAGGGAGAUUAGUUCCUGUUCCAAGCCUCAGUGAAGCAGACAAAUACCAACCUCUAAGUCUGGUGGUGAAAAAGAAGCGAUGCUUUCUGUUUCCUAGAUAUAAAUUUACCUCGACACCUUUUACACUGAAAGAUAUUCUUCUAGGAGACAGAGAAAUUUCAGCUGGUAUUUCAUCUUAUCAGUUACUGAAUUAUGAAGAUGAAUCAGAUGUUUCACUCUAUGGAAGGCGAGGCAACCAUAUUGUGAAUGAUGUUGGGAUUAACGUUACUGGAUCAGAUUCUGUUGCAGUAAAAGCUUCAUUUGGUGUAGUAACUAAACAUGAAGUGGAAGUUUCAACAUUACUCAAGGAAAUUAGUUCACGAAAAAUUAAUUUUGACCACAGCUUGAUACGUCAGUCAAGGAGCAGCAGAAAGGCAGUAUUGUGUGUUGUCAUGGAAAGCAUUCGAACCACACGACAGUGCUCACUGUCUGUGCAUGCUGGAAUUCGUGGGGAGUCCAUGCGGUUUCAUUUUAUGGAUGAACAGAAUCCCAGGGGAAGGGACAAAGCUAUUGUUUUCCCAGCACACACAACCAUAGCUUUCAGUGUUUUCGAACUCUUCAUUUACUUGGAUGGUGUCUUUGACCUUUGUGUCACUUCAGUGUCAAAAGGAGGAUUUGAAAGGGAAGAGACAGCAACGUUUGCCGUGCUCUACAGAUUGAGAAACAUACUAUUUGAAAGAAAUAGAAGAGUGAUGGACGUCAUUUCUCGUUCCCAGCUUUACUUAGACGACCUUUUUACUGACUACUAUGAUAAACGUUUCAGCAUGACUGAUAUUUCACUCAAAGAGGGGACUCACAUCCGUGUUAACUUACUUAAUCACAACAUUCCAAAAGGACCUUGCAUACUCUGUGGGAUGGGGAACUUAAAAAGGGAGACGGUUUAUGGGUGCUUUCAGUGCUCUGUCGAUGGGCAGAAGUACGUGAGACUUCAUGCGGUUCCUUGUUUUGAUAUUUGGCACAAGAGAAUGAAAUAAAAUGAAAAAUGAAUGCACUCUGCUGGUGUUUAAGGUGCAACUGUGCCACACACCUUUCCAAAAUGAAUUGUGGCAAAUUAAAGAGGGAAAGAAAUUAACCUGUCUGGGCAUCAUUUUCUUCAUGUAUAAAGUGGAGGUGAUAACAGUCUCCUCAUAACUUGUAUGAAGGUUAAUAUUUUUAUAUGAAAAAAGGCUUAAAUAUAAAAUUAAGAAUGUAGAUGCUCCUCCAUAAAAUCUGCCACUCACGUUGGAAGUAUUUUAGGGAUUUAGUUUAUCAUUUAGGUAACUUUUUACAUAGAGAUUUUUUGAAAUACCAACUUUAUUUUUAAUUGGGUUUUAAUUAACAUUUAAAGAUGAAAAGAGUGCAAAAGAGGCGACUUUAUGGUGCUUUAACUAUUGCCCUAUUUCUGGUAAAAUGAGAAAAAUGUGUUAAUAAUUUAAUGUAACCUAAGUGCUUAAUUGCAGUAUCAAGUUAAAAGCACACUGAGCUCAGUGUGGGGCAUUGUGUACAGUUAACAGGGUGACUGAUAGUAGUAAUGGGCUGCUAUGGACAUAAGCUCGCUAGUUGUGGCUUUAUAAAACUCACUGCUGUCAUUUUAAAGUUAAGACAGCUAGGAAAUAAUUUCUUUUUUCCCCUGAAGAUGUUUAAAACAUUUAACAUAUUUAGUUCUAAGAAAUCUUUUUCAUCUACUCUGUAAGACAUCUGAAAUUUGUCAUAAACAACCUAAAUUUACUAUAUAUAUAUAUACCCUUAUGAAAAUAACCACAAAAAUAUGUUCAAAUUCUAGAACUCACAGUGUAUAAUUACAUCACUCAUUACUAGGUAUAUGCCUAUGAAGGCAUAAUGCAAUCACGUGAAUACGAACUACUUGUGCACUAAAGAAUGUAGAAUGAUUAAAAUUUUAUUUUUUAAUUAUUUAAGUGUGAUUAGUUUCAGAAGCAAUCUCCGUAUUCAUUUAACAUCAACUAUAAUCUUUUAAAAGAUAAGUUUAAAGGCACUUUGUAUGAAAACAAUGGGACAAAAAGGUUAGAAUUAUAGUUUGUAUUAUCUGAGAAUUUCCAUUUAUAUCUUUUGUCACUGUAUUUUAUUUUAGACAGAGUAUAUGAUUCAAAUGCAAAUAUGAGGAUACAGACCAAACAAGGGUCUAGUGCCUUUUUUAUAUUAAGAAAGUGGGGGCAGUUUCAAACCAAAGCAUAAUAUUACCAACUUAGUUUACUUCCACUGAGCAGGCUUUUCUGAAGAAGUAAAGAGAUUAAUAAUUGACUAAGCAAGUGAGAAGUUAUAAAAUAGGGCAGAGGAAUGAUGCAAUAUUGGCAGGAAGAAAAACUAGUAAAUGUUUUUGUUUUAUGAAGUGUCAAACUCUGUGCUAUGCUUAUGUGACACCACUAAUCUGGUGGGUUUUGUGUUAUCCCUACCCUUUUAAGUAACAGAAUUUCUGGCAGUAUAUAGAAAGAGGUUAAAAGAUACAGUGGUUUGGAAAGAGCAAGUUUCAGAAAAUGGAAAAGCUUUGUUUUGAACUCACCUGUUUUGAAUAGAGCUAUUUACAGCCUGACCAUUCCUUCCUACACAUGCAGUAGGCUAAACCUUACAUGCUCCAAUAAACGUGCCCUUUCUUUGGUACCAACUGCAUUACAGCAUCUCUUACCUCUUUUUCUCCACAAGUUGCACCAUGUCAUGAUGUGACCAUGACACAAAAUUGCCAUGGUACAUUUAUUUCUUUUCUCCUUUGAAAAUGUUUAAAACAUUUAUUUAACAUAUAGUUCUGAGAGAUAUUUAUGAAUCC